GCCUGUUAAAGUGGAAGGAGGCUGCAGGGCUCCGGCGGAGGCCGCCUCGGAGUUUUUCACUGAGGCAGGGGUCAGCUGAAAGACAAAGAAAAAUGGCGAAUAGUUUGGUGGGGGGGCCGCUGUUCUCCCUCGCCCCGGAGUGGACCUUCCCGGCUCCUGGCUCGGCAUCUCCUUCGCCUUUUGUUUCCUCCGUCCUUGGGGGGGGAGGGCUAGCAGUGACUUAAUUUCUCCCUGUCCGAGGAGAGAUAUAAAUAGCUCCAUGUAAAAUUAAUGCAGUUCCCGCAAUCACUGAUCUGCAUGUUACCAGCUACUCCAAAUUGUGUGUAUGAUUUUUAAACCAGUUGUGGAUUCUGGCAAGUGUGUUGUUAACUGGCAAGCCCAAGAGCCUCGGAGUGGGGUGUAUUCUAACUCCUUCCAGCAGAAGUCCAGGACUGUUCAGGGAAGUCGAAGGUGAAGGAGAAGGAGGGGACAUCCGGAGAGGCCUCUCUAGACAAAGCCUACGGGGACCCAAAACUUUGGAUGGGGAAGCUGAUGACGCUGAGGCUCAGAGAUUAAGUGACUUCCCCAAAGUCACCCAAACAAAAGCAAUUGCCUAGAAGGCUGCCUUUGGUCUUCUGCUGCUGCAACAAUUCCCUAUUAUUUCUUGGUGAUCUGAACCUUGAGCUGCUUUGGGAUUCUGAUACCUCAGUUGUUGGUGUUAGCUUGGUGCCACACAGCAAGAGCAAGAUUCAGCUUGGGAAGGGGUUAUAGUUACCAGAAUGUCCACAGAUGGAGGAUUUGGCAGUACCAGCAGCAGUGAUGCUCAGCAGAGCCUACAGUCCUUUUGGCCUCGUGUCAUGGAAGAAAUCCGAAAUUUGACAGUGAAAGAUUUCCGUGUGCAAGAGCUUCCACUAGCUCGUAUUAAGAAGAUUAUGAAACUGGAUGAAGAUGUAAAGAUGAUAAGUGCUGAAGCCCCUGUGCUUUUUGCCAAGGCUGCCCAGAUAUUCAUUACUGAGUUGACCUUAAGGGCCUGGAUUCACACAGAAGACAACAAACGUCGGACUCUUCAGAGAAAUGACAUUGCCAUGGCCAUUACAAAAUUUGACCAGUUCGACUUUCUUAUCGAUAUUGUUCCAAGAGAUGAACUAAAACCUCCCAAGCGUCAGGAGGAGGUGCGCCAAUCUGUGACUCCUGCAGAGCCCGUCCAGUACUACUUUACGUUGGCCCAGCAGCCUGCAGCAGCCGUCCAGGUUCAGGGCCAGCAGACUGGCCAGCAGACCACCACCUCCACCACUACCAUUCAGUCAGGACAGAUCAUCAUUGCCCAGCCUCAGCAGGGGCAGACUACCCCAGUGACAAUGCAGGUUGGAGAAGGCCAGCAGGUGCAGAUCGUCCAGGCCCAGCCACAGGGCCAGACACAGCAGGCACCAAGCAGCACAGGACAGACCAUGCAAGUGAUGCAACAGAUCAUCACCAACACGGGGGAAAUCCAGCAAAUUCCGGUGCAGUUAAACGCUGGCCAGCUGCAGUAUAUCCGCCUAGCACAGCCUGUAUCAGGCACCCAGGUUGUUCAGGGACAGAUCCAGACUCUUGCGGCUAGUGCACAGCAGAUUACACAGACAGAGGUCCAGCAAGGACAGCAGCAGUUUGGCCAGUUCACAGAUGGCCAGCAGCUGUACCAGAUCCAGCAGGUCACCAUGCCAGCCGGCCAGGACCUCGCACAGCCCAUGUUCAUCCAGUCGGCUAACCAGGCCUCCGAUGGGCAGACCCCUCAGGUGACGGGAGACUGAGCCCCGCUGGGGCCUUGCCCAGCACAGCCGGUGCACGGGGCCGUACAGACUCCAUUUCUGCCGCUGUGGCCUGGCUUGAGUGUCCCACUACCCCAGAGCCUCCUGCGGGCCAAGACAUUGGUGCACAUGGCCCUCACUGCGGGCUAGGAAAUCGCCAACUGAAAGAUGCAAUAUUUUUUCAUUUCCUUUUUUGUCUUUUUGGUUUUUGUUUUUUAAAGGAAUCAAUAUUUCAGUAUGUUGAGCUGUAUGUCCAAUGCUAUUGAAAUGGGAAAUAUUCAGUGAUAACAUAUUUAUAGCGUUUUUUGAGGUGUGGCUACAAAAGUCUGCCCUCCUCAUGCCCCUUUCUCCCAAGAGCAGCUCUCCAGGCAUGGGAAAAGCUCCCAGAACAGCUGCCUUAACCUUUCUCGCAACCUCUGGCGAAUGCACCCACCCCUCUAGGUCACUGGGUGAUCCAUCGGUCGCUUCUCCCCUGCCCCUGCCCAGAGCAAAGCACCUGCCUCUGGAUGCUGCAGAAGCAGUCUUCGUGUUCAAGGAUGAACUUGAUUCCAGACACAGUGUCUCGUUUCUUCUGGACCCUCCUCUGUCCCAGGAAACUGGGGCUUUCCUCUGCCCUCCCUCCACCUGCCCACCUCCCAUUUUUUCCCCUCAAGAAGCAAAUGAAUAAUUGUGCUCGUCUCCUCCGCUGCAUGGACUUCUAUCUGCAUGAAUUAAAUGCAAUGAAUAAAGCUCCUUUUUAGAGAA
Molecule: messenger RNA, 2510 nt
Organism: Sarcophilus harrisii (Tasmanian devil)
Lineage: Eukaryota; Metazoa; Chordata; Mammalia; Dasyuromorphia; Dasyuridae
Gene: NFYC
Product: nuclear transcription factor Y subunit gamma
Exons: 13
Coding region: 759-1769 (336 amino acids)
Biological process (GO): regulation of DNA-templated transcription
Cellular component (GO): nucleus; CCAAT-binding factor complex
Molecular function (GO): protein heterodimerization activity; DNA-binding transcription activator activity, RNA polymerase II-specific; DNA binding
Source: RefSeq, a predicted model, not a curated record